Hippocampus zosterae (dwarf seahorse) is the source of this 3022-nucleotide messenger RNA. RefSeq names its product coronin, actin binding protein, 2Ba (gene coro2ba). Gene Ontology annotation, biological process: actin filament organization. Lineage: Eukaryota; Metazoa; Chordata; Actinopteri; Syngnathiformes; Syngnathidae. Gene Ontology annotation, molecular function: actin filament binding. Bases 244 to 1686 code for a protein of 480 amino acids. The transcript is spliced from 13 exons. The record is from RefSeq and is a predicted model, not a curated record.
GUGUUUCGUUGAGUACAUGUAAUGAGGUAGGAGGAGAGGGGUGUGUUCUGCAGAGUGCGGGAAAGCGUUUCCCUCUGUUGGGAGCCAACUGCACUCAGAGCGCCAGCCGUGACUUCACUGCAGCAGCCAUCAGCCUCUCGCAACCAGAGCUGCCCUCCUCUCCUCCUCAUCACUCUGCCACUCCUGCAGCAUUGAUCUCUGUUUGAACGGGACACUGGCCUGCAGCUCACUCACUGAUUCUGCAUGACUGUCACAAAGAUGUCAUGGCGCCUGUCCUACCGAAGCUCCAAGUUUCGAAAUGUCUAUGGGAAGGUAGGCAGCCGGGAGCACUGCUACGAUGGAAUCCCCAUUACCAAGAACGUCCACGACAACCACUUCUGUGCUGUCAACUCCAAGUUCCUGGCUGUGGUCACUGAGAGUGCUGGUGGUGGCUCAUUCAUCAUCAUUCCUAUUUCCCAGUCAGGCCGUCUAGACACUCACUAUCCGAAGAUAUGCGGCCACCAUGGCAAAGUACUUGACAUCAAGUGGAACCCCUUCUUUGAAAACGUCAUAGCUUCAUGCUCAGAGGACAGCUCGGUGCGAGUAUGGGAGAUCCCAGACGGCGGCCUGAGGCGUAACAUGACCGAGGCUGCGCUGGAGCUAUAUGGUCACAGCAGACGGGUGGGUCUGAUCGAGUGGCAUCCCACCAGCAAUGGCAUCCUAUUCAGCGCUGGCUAUGAUUAUAAGAUCCUGAUCUGGAACUUGGAGAUCGGAGAGCCAGUAAAAAUGAUUGACUGCCAUACAGAUGUCAUCCUUAGCAUGUCCUUCAACACAGACGGCAGCUUGCUGGCCACCAGCUGUAAAGACAAGAAGCUGCGAGUCAUUGAGCCUCGCUCUGGCAGAGUCCUUCAGCAAGCCAGCUACAAGAACCACCGGGUAAACCGAGUGGUUUUCCUGGGCAAUCUCAAGCGGCUGCUCACCACAGGCGUCUCUCGUUGGAACACACGUCAGAUUGCUCUUUGGGAUCAGGAGGAUUUGUCCAUGCCAUUGAUGGAAGAGGAUAUUGAUGGUCUCUCAGGAUUGUUGUUUCCUUUCUACGACUCUGACACUCACAUGUUGUACCUGGCAGGCAAGGGAGAUGGCAACAUCCGUUACUUUGAGAUCACUACAGAGAAACCAUUCAUCCAGUACCUAAUGGAGUUCCGUUCCCCGGCCCCUCAGAAAGGAUUAGGCGUGAUGCCAAAGCGUGGUCUGGAUGUGGGAGCUUGCGAAGUGUUUCGCUUCUACAAGCUGGUCACGCUGAAGGGCUUGAUCGAGCCCAUUUCAAUGAUCGUACCAAGAAGGUCAGACACAUACCAAGAAGAUAUUUACCCAAUGACAGCAGGAACAGAACCUGCACUCUCAGCCACUGAGUGGCUCAGUGGCAUCAACAGAGACCCCGUCUUAAUGUCCCUUAAGGAUGGCUACCAUCGGCCAAACAAAUUAGUGUUCAAGGCCCCCGUGAAGAAGAAAAAAGAUGUGGUCGUGAAUGGCAUCGACUUGCUUGAGAACAUUCCACCCAGAACAGAAAAUGAGCUCUUGCAGAUGUUCUUCAGGCAACAAGACGAGCUGCGGAGGCUGAGGGAGGAAUUGAGCACCAAGGAUGUGCGAAUACGCCAACUGGAGCUGGAACUCAAUAACAUGAAGAAUUUCAGCCCCAACAUUUGACCUCUGACAAAGCUGCCUGCUUUGCCUCUAGUUUGGACCUCCCAAAAGCUUUGAAGCCUCCCUCCAUGUUUGACCUUAUACGCCAGCCUAACUCCAGCUGCCCCGCCUCACAUAUACUAAAUGGUCAAUGAACAAUCUUUUUUUGUUUUUUUUAAAUCAAGGUAGUCAAGUUAUGUCAAGUCUGCAAUAUUGUAAUCAAGACAAAUAUAUGUUCCGGAAAAGAGUAGGGGGUCAUUGAUUGCCACAUUGAGGCAAAGAUUGCAAUCAGUAAAAUGUUAUUUUACAUUGUUAUGAAUUCAUUGGAUUGGAAAAUCUGAUGAAUAGUUGCACAUUUGCACCGAAUACAGUCAAUAGUGUCAUCAUCUCAAAAUGGCCAACAUGUACUUAGGUACAAUGUGUAUUAUUUCUUCCCAACACUGAUACAAUUGCUCAAGUACAAUCUUCCUCUGAGGAGAGUCAACGGCUAACAAGCAGGUACGAAGCCUUCGGUCAACAACUCAGCCUUAAGGGACCUUUUGCUGAUGCUUAUUUGGUUUUGGGGCUAAUUACAGGGAUAGGGGUUGUAUUAUACAUUUGCUACUGUUUAUUUGUUGUUUUUCUCUUACUGUUCCUAUGUGGCUGAGCAAGUAAUGAUUGUGAUGAUUGAUAGAUUUCACUGAAUGUUUACAUUUAAAUGAUGCAAGAUUGUUGUUUAAGUGGCUCAUUUAUGGCUUUUGACAAUGUCACUAUAAUUUCAGACAAGGUAUACUGUAUGUAUAGGUAGUAUUAUACUCUCAAUCACUAAUCCCCUUAGUUGUUAAUUUAAGCCAUUUUCACUUGUAGGAAAUGUCUAAUUUUUCUCCGUCUCUAACAAUAGAAAGACAUGCUAACUUUAAACCCCAUAUUUGAAAAGCUUAUAUACCCUACUCUUCUUUUGACAUAACAUCCGUAAAAUUGCUCUUUUGUUUUUUUUUCUUGGCAAUGAAAAAUAAACUUCAAACUAAUACUGUCAUUAGUGGACGUAGAAAGAGCAAAAUAUAUGUUGGUUACAGUAUACAGUGUGUGUUACACAAAUGAAAUGUGAACCAAGAAAAAGUUUUAGUAAAGGGUGAUUCUUUUACCCAGUUUGAUCACUUGUGUGAAUUAUUGUUACAACUGAGCAUCAUCAUCUUUUAUUGAACCUUGUUCGAUUGUGCAAGGGGUGGACUGUAACUUAUGAUGUAGUCAGUUAUCUUGCAAAAGUUCUACUGAAAGUAUGACUGGGAAUAUAAGAUACUGUACGGUAAAGGGAAAUGGGCAUCUUGUGAAGCUGACUUGUGAACAUGCUGGAAGAGGCACAGAAAAAAAAAAUAGAAUA